This is a messenger RNA of Penicillium argentinense, 255 nucleotides long. Its product is annotated as S-adenosyl-L-methionine dependent methyltransferase. The transcript has a single exon. The record is from RefSeq and is a predicted model, not a curated record. Bases 1 to 255 code for a protein of 84 amino acids. Lineage: Eukaryota; Fungi; Ascomycota; Eurotiomycetes; Eurotiales; Aspergillaceae.
AUGACGAUCGAAGCCGACGUUACGCAGUCGCUGUCAUUUGAGGGUUUUACGAUUCGAUAUCGAUUUUUUCUUCCUCUCCACUGUCUUCCCAGGCCGUUGGAAGACAAUAUGAAACACUUCAUCGAAUUGAAGCCCCACCUGGCACCGAAUGGAGUCGUGUAUGUAACGACUAUCCUGGGGAAGGAUGCUCAGCACAAAUGGUUUGGCAGCCUCCUGAUGAAAUUUUACAAUCGCAAGGGCAUCUUUGGCAAUUAG